Neolamprologus brichardi is the source of this 2053-nucleotide messenger RNA. RefSeq names its product purinergic receptor P2Y12 (gene p2ry12). Gene Ontology annotation, molecular function: G protein-coupled purinergic nucleotide receptor activity. Gene Ontology annotation, biological process: G protein-coupled receptor signaling pathway. The record is from RefSeq and is a predicted model, not a curated record. Gene Ontology annotation, cellular component: membrane. Lineage: Eukaryota; Metazoa; Chordata; Actinopteri; Cichliformes; Cichlidae.
UUGAAACUAGGAGGACCAGACAGUCUAUAUCUGGUAAGAAUUGGAAGUAAUAAAGAGCGAGGGACCAUUAAACCCGAAAGACACCACGCUGGGACUUGAUGUGGAUUCACUGACAGAACGCAAGAGAACUUGUCAGGCAACAUGGAGAGAAAUACAGCUUUCCCCCUGUUCGCUGGCAAUCACAGCCACGCCAACAGCACUUGCUCCCGUGACAAUGUUUUGAAGAAUGUGGUUUUUCCCAUUCUCUACUCCUUUCUUUUCCUGGUGGGAAUGUCACUCAAUGGUCUGGCAGUGUGGAUAUUUCUUCGCAUCCCCUCGCAGUCUCACUUCAUCAUAUACCUGAAGAAUAUUGUGGUUGCAGAUGUCAUCAUGACCUUCACAUUCCCUUUCAAGGUGUUGUCAGACUCCAACAUGGCGUCCAUUGGCCUACGGAUAUUUGUGUGUCGAGUUUCCUCCGUGCUUUUCUACCUCAGCAUGUAUAUCAGCAUCCUCUUCUUUGGCCUGAUCAGCAUUGAUCGCUGCAGAAAGACCCUUAACCCAUUUAAGGGCACUAAUUCAACUCGGCUGAAACAUCGAAAACUCCUUUCGGGGGCCAUCUGGACUUUCUUCGUAAUUCUCUGUCUUCCCAAUGUAAUUCUAACAAGUAAAACCCCGACUUCUCGAUAUUUCCAGUGCAGCAAACUGAAGACAGAGGGGGGGCUACGUUGGCAUGAGAUAGUAAAUCAUGUCUGUCAAGUGAUUUUCUGGGGCAACCUGUUAACUGUGAUAGUUUGCUACACUCUAAUCACCAAAGAGCUGUACCGUUCCUACUCUCGCACAAAGUCUCACAGCACCAGAGGCUCGAUAUCUCAAGCAAGUCGGGGAACAGUUAGAAAGCCUCACAAGGCCAAAAGAAAAAUGAAUGCAAAUGUGUUCCUGGUUCUGGCAGUGUUCUUUGUGUGCUUUGUGCCAUUUCACUUUGCCCGAGUGCCAUACACAAUAAGCCAGACCCGAGCCAAAAGCUUUGACUGCAAACUCAAGCUCUUCUUCUUUCAGCUGAAGGAAAGUACACUUUUCCUCUCAUCCCUGAAUUCUGUCCUGGAUCCUCUCAUCUACUUCUUUCUCUGUAAGUCCUUCAGGACCACUCUGUUUAAUACCCUGCACCUACUUCCUGGUACUUGUAGCUGGCUAACAGGAAGAGGAUCAGAUACCGACACGUGCAGCUCCCCUCAGGGAAACUCCACUGCUAGUACAUAAAAUCACUGGACCUGAGAAAGACAUGAAGGCAUUUAUGAUGAUGUAUAGCAAAGAAGUCAACUAAAUCCAAAUUCAACUGUAUGACAUACUGCAAGGGACAGAUAUAGUGAUCUAAAGCCUGUCACUGGCUGUAGAAGAGUAAGCCACGGCCCAUAUUUGUCUUUAUUACCAACUUAUAAUAUUACAAAAAUACUAAUAGCAUUGUAAAUUACAUUAAACCAUAUAUUUGAUUUUACACUGUCUUUGAAAACAGUGUGAAUCAAAAUUACCACAAUGAGAAGCUGAAACGAAUCAACACAUGUACGCGGUGUUGCCGAUGUUUGCUUUUCUAGUCUUCUUCUCUAUCACUUUUUCUUACUUCUUCUUUCUACUUCUGUUGAAGGUGGACAUAACAUUUUGGGGAUUUUUUUUAUUCUCACACUGCCAACAAAAGAAGAAUUGAGAAGCAGUCAUAAUACUAACUUUAAGACUUCCAGAGAAUAUCUUACUGUGAAACUAUAGUAAAAAUCUGUAUAAUGAACCCUAAGUAUUAUAUGCAAUCGCCUGUUAGUAUACUGUGAUGUCUUUAUGCUGCACGGGGGUGCUUGCUGCUUGCAUUAGCACUGAGUGAGAUUUAAGGAUAAGUAAACCAUAAAGCAGGUUAUGCAGUCUUGUUAUUAUUUUUAUUCUGAAGCAUUAAAUGAAUUACAACGAAACUAAAGUUGGAAUGGACAUAUCAGGGAUCUCCAAAAACAAGCGCUGCUUUCUCUCAUAACUGCAUAGCAAAAAGAAAACAGAAACACAUUAUGAAACAACAAUAAAGGAAGUCAAGUGUCAA